Molecule: messenger RNA, 646 nt
Organism: Cucumis melo (muskmelon)
Lineage: Eukaryota; Viridiplantae; Streptophyta; Magnoliopsida; Cucurbitales; Cucurbitaceae
Exons: 3
Coding region: 110-301 (63 amino acids)
Source: RefSeq, a predicted model, not a curated record
UCCGGUUCGUUAGAGAAUUGCAAAUCUUCUUCACUCGAUUAACUUUGGACUUUGAAGAAUCAAGCCACGAACAAGAACGGUCAGCGAAUCAGGAGAAAGUUUCGAGAAAAUGCCUGUCAUGGAGAAGCUGAAGAUGUUCGUAGUUCAAGAGCCCGUGGUGGCUGCAUCUUGUAUAAUCGGAGGAAUUGGUCUUUUCCUUCCAGCCUUCGUAAGGCCAAUUCUGGAUUCCUAUGAAGCAUCUAAGCAAGUUCCUCAGCCCGUAUUAAGUGAUGUGGUUGCAAGUAUGACUGGAAAGAAAUAAGGAUGAUCUGUAUCAGUGACACUAGAAGAUUGUUCUUAAUGUAUCACUGUUUCUCUUUUUUUAAUCAAUUUUCAUUUUCUUCGGCCAUAAAAUAAGGAUGUACAAUGUUUUUGGAAAUCAAGCUUCAUAUCAAUAGUUAUUAUCAUACAUUGCCAUUGAUGCAUAAGACUGAUUUUCAAGUUAUUUAGCUUUAAUCAGUCCUUUUGAAGUCUGAGUGAAACUUGCCUCACCACUAAUUCAGGUCUAUAAACUCGUUUGGUUCUUUUAAGGUGGGAUUGAACAAUUGACCUUUGAGAUGAUAUCCUCCAAGCUAUAAAUUCGUUUGGUUUGUAUUGCUUCCGUCAA